GGACCGUGAAGUGAGCGCUGUGUCUCUUUGAGUCCCUGGAUAAGACGUGCAGAGCGGGGAAGGAAAGACAUUUUUUACAGCUUUAACCACAGAUAAAGAAGUUUAUUCGUACAUGCAUUGAGACAGAGGUGAAGUUUUUUUUCUUUUUUUUGGCGGACACAUAUUUUUCUCAACUCCAAAGUUUCAGAAAAGGGAGUUUUUUUUGCAGAGGAAACCGUGACUGGCAGUGGGAGUCUUUAUACAGUCUCGGACAUCUUUUCACGAUGUUUGACAAGCAGCAGUACGAGAGUCCACCUGUCUACAGUCCUCCUUUCACCUCACCAUCCAACCAUGGCUUUGUUCCACCAGGCAGCUUUCAUGCUCCUCAGAGCGAUUACAACGCGUAUCCACCUCCGCCGGGCUCCUACUACGUCGAGGAGAAACCGCAGCACUUCUACAAAUGGCGGUCGCCACCCGGACUUGUCAAAUCCAUGAUGGCCGUGGUGGUCGUGCUGUGUGUGGCGAUAUUUGCCUGCGUGGCCUCCACUCUCAUGUGGGACAUUCAGUAUGGAUAUGGAAUGGGAACGGGUUAUUACGGUUCUGGGAUGGGCUACGGCGGUGGCUAUGGUGGUGGCAGCUACGGUGGUGGAUAUGGCGGUGGAUAUGGCGGCGGCUACAGCAACUACGGCUCCUCCUACAUUUCACCUUACUCAGCCAAAACUGCCAUGAUUGCCAUGGCAGCCAUCAACUUUAUAGGGGCGCUGUCUUUCUUCAUCGCUAGUUUCUCUAAGUCCUACGCCGUCCGCGGCAGGAAGUUCUUUCUUGCUGUCCUGGUAGCCAGCAUCAUUAUGGGCGUCCUGCAGGGCAUCAUAAACAUUGUGUAUAUUGUCGGGGUGAACCCAAUGGCCCAAGGAUCCUCCAGUAUGAUGUACAAUCCGAUGUUGAUGAUGUGCCAGAACCUCUACCAGACUGGCUAUUCCCAGAUGGGAGGAGUGGGAGGUUUCCCCAUGUACAACCAGUACCUCUACCAUUACUGCUUUGUUGACCCUCAGGAGGGAGUAGCCAUGGUGUGUGGAUUCCUGAUUGUCAUCGCCUUGGGUGUUGCAGCUUUCUUUGCACACAAAACCAGAGGGAAGAUCUGGCGCUACGGGAAACCCAACAUCUACUGGGACAGGCCUCUUGUUGGUGGGAAGGCCUCAGAGGGCAGAGAUGUAGAGGACUGGGUGAACAAUGUGGAGGAAAGCCGCAGCGUUCAGGACGCCCCUACCCUGUUGGUGUCAGAGAAAGGUGGCGGACUGCUCAACGCCUCGGCGAACAGUGUCAUCUCCUACCCCCCAGCCAAGGUGGACAGCAGCUCUUUUAAUGAGGACACAUAUGACAACAACCAAUACUCGGAAAGGACCACCAGCCGACCAUCAGAGGUGUUCUCCCACGGUGGAAGGACCAGCUCCAGUCCGUCAGAAGAGACAGGCGGAGGCCGUAAACCCUCUGCCAACAGGGGCAAGAGACGCAGACGUAACCCUGAGCUGGAUGAGUCUCAGUAUGAGACGGAGUACACCACAGGAGGAGAGACAGGCAACGAACUCGACGCAGAGGAGUGGGAGAGCAUUUAUCCGGAUAUAACAUCUGAUGAACAGCGUCACGAAUAUAAGAGAGAGUUUGAUGCCGACCUCAGGGAGUACAAGCGCAUGUGUGCAGAUAUGGACGACAUUAAUGAUCAGUUAAACAAACUCAGUCGGCAGCUGGACACACUGGAUGAGUCUUCUGCCAAAUACCAGGCUGUAGCAGAGGAAUAUAAUCAACUGAAGGACUUGAAGCGGACACCAGAAUACCAGUCUAAGAAGAAAGAGUGUCGCAGGCUGAGACACAAACUUUUCCACAUUAAACGCAUGGUGAAGGACUACGAUAAGACCCACUAAUGAAUCCACUCGACACUCUGCUCUCACAGACAGCUGGACGCCACGGUCCACAAGCCAAGAUACACUCCAAAAUACUAGACUCUGUGAAAAGGCUGAGACCAAAUUUACCUGUACAGCGCCUGCACUCACUGGACACAGAUGGGCACACACAAACACUCACGCACACACACACACACACACACACACACACACACACACAUACACACACACACACACACACGGGAACACACUGUACGUUUGCGCAGCUAUCCUUUUAAGGACAUUGCAUUGACUUCCGUUCAUUGUUGACACCUGAACCCAAACCCAAACCUUAACCAGGACCUCAGAAAUGACCUUUUGCCUUGUUAGGACCAGGCUUUGGUCCGCAUGAGGACUACUGGUCCUGACAAGGUUGGUGAGGUUGGUGUUUAUGGUCCCCCUGAGGUAACAAAAACAUGCGCACACCCACUCAGAAACACACACACACACACAUACACACACACACACACACACACACACACACACACACACACACACAUACACACACACACACACACACACACACACGGGAACACACUGUACGUUUGCGCAGCUAUCCUUUUAAGGACAUUGCAUUGACUUCCGUUCAUUGUUGACACCUGAACCCAAACCCAAACCUUAACCAGGACCUCAGAAAUGACCUUUUGCCUUGUUAGGACCAGGCUUUGGUCCGCAUGAGGACUACUGGUCCUGACAAGGUUGGUGAGGUUGGUGUUUAUGGUCCCCCUGAGGUAACAAAAACACGCGCACACCCACUCAGAAACACACACACACACACGCACACAUACACACACACACACAUACACACACACACACACACACAAACACACACACACACAUACACACAUACACACACACACACACACACACACACACGGGAACACACUGUACGUUUGCGCAGCUAUCCUUUUAAGGACAUUGCAUUGACUUCCGUUCAUUGUUGACACCUGAACCCAAACCCAAACCUUAACCAGGACCUCAGAAAUGACCUUUUGCCUUGUUAGGACCAGGCUUUGGUCCGCAUGAGGACUACUGGUCCUGACAAGGUUGGUGAGGUUGGUGUUUAUGGUCCCCCUGAGGUAACAAAAACAUGCGCACACCCACUCAGAAACACACACACACACACACACACACACACACACACACACACACAAACACACACACACACACACACACACACACACACAGAGAGAGAGAACAUACAGUAUGUUAAUAUUAAUGAUCCAGACUUGAGUUUUCCUUCACUCUCUGAUCAGAACUGGAUGAAAUACUUUUUAGGGAGAAAUGGGAGCAGCACUUUGAGCUGCAGCCUCUUCCACUGCAAAACACUGCCAUUGUAUUUAAGGGUCAGCUCAUUGUUGUCCGUGUGCAGCCACCUGUAAAGAUCAGAGGGUGCGGUUGGAGAAAGGUUACCUGAAAGUCACCUGACCUUCAGUCACCUGUGAUAACUGUGCCCGGUUUCUGUCGCACUGUUUGCUCUCUAGUUUGGCAACUGUUCCAUGUAUUAUCUCCACAGAUAAGAGUCGGAGCGGUAAUGGGUGAGACGGGUUGCCGAGGUUAACAACAAAUAUGUUUCUGUGUAACCCUUUCACAUUGCAUUAACUUUGUCAAAAGUGAAGUCUUGUGCUUUUCUCAUCUCUGUGUCAGUGUUCGUAACUAACGUCAGUAUCAACAACGUUAACUUCUCUCCUCCCGGACCAUGUGUAUUCUUCUAAUGUACUGGCUUUAUGUCGACACAAGAUUUUGAUACUGAAUAUCUAAAAAUAGAUGCAGUGAGACCAAAAAGGGGGCAUAAUGGCCAAUUGUAUAUACUUUUAACAGAUCCUGUUUAUACUACAUACAUAUUAAAACAAUUGUUUAUGUACUGCAGGAAUCAAAAGAACAAAUUUACAGUAUGUGACUGUGUAUUAGGUAAUUAGCAUCUGUGAUGACAUUAUCUGUUAUUUGUACAUACUAAAGACACACAAGGGCUUGUUUUUAAUCAGUGGUCAUUUAAAAUAUGCCGAAGCUAUGAAGUAAAUGAAUAAACACUCAGACUGCUUUUACAUUUUUUGUUGUACACCCUCACCAAACAUGAAAACAUGUCUGUAAACUAAGCUCAUAUUCUCAUUAGAUUCCUUAUUGCCCGAUGAAAAUGAUCACUUGCUGAUUUCAUGUGUGGUAAUUUUGUAUUAAUCCACUUCAUGUGCAAAAAUGUUACGAUAUUGUGUAUCAUUUCAAAUUGUUUUGACACCCUUAUGAUUUGUCAUGUAUUUGUAUUUCUAUGAAGAACAUUGUUGUCAUUUUACAAACCAUUUACGAGCCAUUUAUUUUUGUAUGGAUUUAUUUUCUCUGAUGCUAUUAUAAAGGACCUUUUUUUUGUAACUGUGUACUUCCACAAAGUAUGAUGUCUAAAAAGUAUUCAAUAAGUAAUAAACAUUUCUAAUUCUCUAAAA
Messenger RNA from Scomber scombrus (Atlantic mackerel), 4351 nucleotides. Its product is annotated as occludin. Gene Ontology annotation, cellular component: bicellular tight junction; membrane; transcription elongation factor complex. Gene Ontology annotation, molecular function: cis-regulatory region sequence-specific DNA binding. Gene Ontology annotation, biological process: bicellular tight junction assembly; snRNA transcription by RNA polymerase II; positive regulation of transcription elongation by RNA polymerase II. The transcript has 9 exons. The record is from RefSeq and is a predicted model, not a curated record. Lineage: Eukaryota; Metazoa; Chordata; Actinopteri; Scombriformes; Scombridae. The coding region runs from base 264 to 1898 and encodes 544 amino acids.